AUGGCAACACGGCCGGAUCCAGAUAUUGAUGAUGAUUUUAAUGAAAUUUACAAGGAGUAUACUGGUCCUCCAGGUUCUACAGUCGAUAAUGCACAUGAUAGGGCAAAAAUAAAUAAAAGGUCCCACGUGGACUCUGAUGAGGAAGAGGAAACUCGUGACCCAAAUGCUGUCCCAACUGAUUUUACUAGCCGAGAAGCAAAGUUUUGGGAAGCUAAAUCCAAGGCUACAGAGCGGAAUUGGAAGAAGAGGAAAGAGGAAGAAAUGAUUUGUAAAAUAUGUGGAGAAUCAGGUCAUUUUACUCAGGGAUGCCCCUCUACUCUUGGGGCAAAUCGCAAGUCACAAGAUUUCUUUGAAAGGGUUGCAGCAAGAGACAAGCAUGUAAAAGCAUUAUUUACUGAGAAAGUGAUACAGAGGAUUGAGAAGGACAUUGGUUGCAAAAUCAAAAUGGAGGAGAAAUUUAUAAUUGUUAGCGGAAAAGAUAGGUUAAUCUUGGCAAAAGGUGUUGAUGCUGUGCACAAGGUGAUCAAGGGGGAGGGUGAUCAGAAGGGCUCUUCUAGUUCUCACAGGAGUAGGUCUAGGUCCCUUGAGAGAAGCCCUGUAGGUUCACGGCUGCGACGUUCUGAUUCCCAAAGGCCUUAUCUAGGUCACCCACAUGAUACGUCACAAUAUCAACCGAGGUUUGGCAGGCAAGAUAAGAUUAUGGAAGACCAUCGUGAGGAUCUGCAUAAAUUCUCAAGGGGUUCUCCACAAGCUUAUGGUAACGAUGGAGUUAGAAGUCACUCAAGCUGUUCUAAAUCUCCUGCACGUCCCCUUUAUGCUGGCAACUCUUAUGGUUCACAUGAUGGUCGUAGUCAUAGCACGGCUGGUUAUAGAACUACUGGAUGGGAUAUUGAGAGGCAGGGGUCUGAUUUGCAAUCAGGCCAUCGAUUUGAAUACUCUACGUUCCCUCAGACGUUAGAAGAACUGGAGUUAGAGCAUAAGAGAGAUGCAAUGGAGCUUGCUAGAAUUCAUGACAAAGAAGAAGAUGAAGAAAAUUAUAAGCAUCGUGAGACUAUUAGGGAAAUUGGAGAGAAGUACAUGCAGAAAUUGGCUAUUCUAAGGGGCGCACACACAAGACAGUGGGAGGAGUUUCUUCAACGUGAUGCCCAAAUGCACCUGCAACAACCACGGCGGCCAAUUUCCGUGUCUGGUUUUGGUGGCUAUAAACAGCACUCUUAUUCUGAAUAUGAUGUUUCUUCAGCCAAUACUCAUUAUGCUGGAACGAGUUCACCCGUGGAUUCAACAGCCAGGUACUCAAAUAACAUGGAAAAUUAUUCUUCAAGACCUCAUGAUACAUAUGGUGAGUUCCAGCAUCAGAGGCGCGAGGCUUUUGGGAAAGCAUACAAUCGAUACUAA
Messenger RNA from Dovyalis caffra, 1395 nucleotides. The record is from the annotation of a GenBank genome assembly. Lineage: Eukaryota; Viridiplantae; Streptophyta; Magnoliopsida; Malpighiales; Salicaceae.